CAGUAAUUUAACAGUUUUCUGGCUCUCCAUUUCAAUAAUCCCAGCUACCAUGUUCUUCCACCGAUCAAAUUUUCCCCUUUCAAUGCACGCAAUCUCCCAAAUUCUUAAACUCUAAUACAGGCGUUGACUUCCAGGUAGGAACAUCCGCAUGAUUCAUCGUUCCUUUGAGGUUAGAUCAUAGGCAUCAAUGUCUAUCAUAUGUGGCGUACCGAUCCUUGAGUGUGUAUGCUGUCUGGGAUGUUCUCGUUGGGUCUGGAAACGUUGUCUGCACACAGCCGGUCAUGACAGUGAAAAUUGGGGCUUAGCCACUUCCGAUGAGUUUGAGCCUAUUCCCCGGGUUUGUAGAUAUAUCCUAGCUGUGUAUGAAGAUGAUAUUCGAAAGCCCCUUUGGGAACCGGUGGGUGGUUAUGGAAUCAAUCCAGAUUUGUUACUUGUGAAGAAGACAUACAAAGAUACACGAGGGCGGGCUCCUCCAUAUAUUUUAUAUCUUGAUCAUGAUCAUGGCGAUAUUGUUCUUGCUUUCAGGGGACUUAAUAUGGCAAAGGAGAGUGAUUAUGCUGUUUUAUUAGACAAUAAGCUGGGAAAGAAGAAAUUUGAUGGUGGAUAUGUUCACAAUGGGCUUCUGAAGGCAGCUGGGUGGGUUUUGGACACUGAGAAUGAAACUUUGAAGGAUUUGGUGAAGAAGUAUCCAGACUAUACUUUGACGUUUGCUGGGCAUUCUCUUGGCUCCGGAGUAGCAGCCAUGUUAACUUUGGUAGUUGCACAGAAUCUCGAAAAAUUGGAAAAUAUUGAUCGGAAGCGGAUAAGGUGCUAUGCUAUUGCUCCUGCUAGAUGCAUGUCCCUGAAUCUGGCUGUUAGAUAUGCAGAUAUCAUCCACUCUGUUGUUCUUCAGGAUGACUUCUUACCUAGGACAGCCACCCCCUUGGAAGACAUUUUUAAGUCACUACUCUGUUUGCCAUGCCUUCUAUGCCUGAGGUGCCUGCGGGAUACGUGUGUAUCAGAGGACCGGAUGCUUAAAGAUCCGAGGAGGCUUUAUGCACCUGGUCGACUCUAUCACAUCGUCGAGCGAAAGCCCUUAAGAUGCGGAAGGUUUCCACCUGUGGUGAAGACGGCUGUUCCAGUAGAUGGGCGGUUUGAACACAUAGUUCUUUCUUGUAAUGCAACUUCUGACCAUGCCAUCAUUUGGAUAGAGAAAGAAGCCAAACAAGCCCUGGAAUUAAUGCAUAAGGAUGAUAAAGCCCUGCAGAUACCACCCCAACAAAAGAUGGAGAGGCAAGAGACUUUAGCUAGAGAGCAUAGCGAAGAGUAUAAGGCUGCAUUGCAACGUGCCGUGACGUUAGCAGUGCCACAUGCCUACGCGCUUGCCCCAUAUGGGACCUUCGGCCAGACAGAUGAUGGGGAAGAAGAAGAAGAGUCACCAGGAUCAAGUGGUGGAGGGUCAUCGAGGAGGAAGAAAGAAACUUGGAAUGAACUGAUUGAACGUCUUUACGACAAGGAUGAUUCAAGAAGCGCAGUGCUGAAGAAAUCAGUGAGUAGUAUUUGAUGUUGCAUUGUGGCCAUUCAUAUAAAUAUUUGUUGCAAUACUUUUUGUAUAAUAAUGUAUACUUGUUAUUUGUU
Molecule: messenger RNA, 1617 nt
Organism: Cucurbita maxima (winter squash)
Lineage: Eukaryota; Viridiplantae; Streptophyta; Magnoliopsida; Cucurbitales; Cucurbitaceae
Exons: 6
Coding region: 188-1543 (451 amino acids)
Biological process (GO): lipid catabolic process
Source: RefSeq, a predicted model, not a curated record